GGGCUUCAACAGGCACGAAUACUACCACCAGCACGAAUUGCCACCCUUGAGGGAUGAUACAUCAAAAGAUCAUUACAACUGUGCAGAGAAGCGGUGUAUAAGGCCAAGGUAAAGAGAACCCCCAAGGGAUGAAGGCAUUGCUUAAUAAAAACAUUACUGGCUGCGAUGCGGUUCUGGACUCCCGUUUCGCCUUAUCAGCACCUGCUAAUUACAGCUGAAAGAUUAUAGAAGCGGGGAAACGAUCAUUGACCGUCUCAUUAAUAUAAUAUGACUGAGGAUUUGUGGCCCUCCUGAAUGGAGUGGAGUUAAGACACUUUGAAAAGAGUAGUAACAUUUGAUUAGAAUACGUCAAGGUUUUUGUUUUUAUGGUAGCGUGGAUCUCAGAUGCAUUUAACUUCACAUGCAACCAGGCUACGUGGUGCCGGCACUUGUAAGGGGUUGCCGGCCCUAAGUGGUUGGUACGCCUGUUGUCUAGGCGCUGCAUGCCAACCGUUCAACGCAAUUCCUGAAAGAGGUGAGUUUAAGCUGGUUCAUUCGUUGUGUGAAGGUUCUUUGGCUUCUGAUUAUGAAAAAGGGAUUGAUAAAGAACGUGAAAGCCAUUGCAUAAGACCUGCCAAGCAUGCCAAUGUCCGUGAAGCGUUGGAGUCCUUUCGGCGGAUGAAUACUUCUGGAACAAAGCCCACAAAGUUCAUUCUCUGUACUGCUCUGAAUUCUUGUGCAAAACUGCUGAAUUGGGGCUUGGGUGUGCAAAUUCAUGCCCGAAUAAUUCAAACUGGGUUCGAGGAUAAUCUGUUCUUAAAUAGUGCUCUAGUUGAUCUAUAUGCAAAAUGUGAUGCUAUUGUUGAUGCAAAAAGGGUAUUUGACGGCAUGGAAAAGCAUGAUCAGGUGUCAUGGACAUCGAUUAUAUCUGGGUUCUCCAAAAAUGGGCGUGGAAAAGAAGCCAUUUUGUUUUUCAAGGAGAUGUUGGGUUCCCAAAUUAAACCCAAUUGCGUCACAUAUGUAAGUGCUAUUAGUGCAUGUACAGGGCUAGAAACAAUUUUUGAUCAAUGUGCAUUGCUCCAUGCUCAUGUUGUCAAACUUGGAUUUGGGGUGAAAACUUUUGUGGUUAGCUGUCUAAUUGAUUGCUAUUCAAAGUGUGGAAGAAUCGAUCAAGCUGUCCUGCUAUUUGGUACUACUAUAGAGCGGGAUAACAUUCUAUUCAAUUCUAUGAUUUCUGGGUACUCUCAGAAUCUUUUGGGUGAAGAAGCAUUGAAACUGUUUGUGCAAAUGAGGAACAAUGGAUUAAGUCCAACCGAUCAUACUUUAACUAGCAUUCUGAAUGCUUGUGGAAGCUUAACUAUACUUCAACAAGGAAGACAGGUACACUCUUUGGUUGCUAAAAUGGGUUCAGAAAGCAAUGUGUUUGUGGUCAGUGCUCUAUUAGACAUGUACUCAAAGUGCGGAAGCAUUGACGAAGCUCGUUGUGUUUUUUAUCAGGCAGUUGAGAAGAAUACUGUAUUGUGGACUUCAAUGAUCACAGGGUAUGCUCAAAGUGGAAGAGGACCAGAGGGACUGGGACUAUUUGAGCGCCUAGUGAUAGAAGAAGGCUUCACACCAGACCAUAUUUGCUUUACUGCUGUAUUGACUGCCUGUAAUCAUGCUGGAUUUCUUGACAAAGGCAUAGACUAUUUCAACCAAAUGAGAAGGGACUAUGGGUUGGUCCCUGAUCUUGAUCAAUAUGCUUGCUUGGUUGACCUCUAUGUGAGAAAUGGGCAUCUAAGAAAGGCAAAGGAACUGAUGGAGGCAAUGCCUUAUGAACCAAAUUCUGUAAUGUGGGGUUCCUUCUUGAGCUCUUGCAAACUUUAUGGUGAAGCAGAGCUUGGGAGAGAGGCUGCAGAUAAGCUUUUUAAGAUGGAACCAUGCAGUACUGCCCCGUAUGUAGCAAUGGCAAGUAUUUAUGCACAAGCUGGUUUAUGGAGUGAAGUAGUUGAGAUUAGGAAAUUGAUGAAACAAAAGGGUUUGAGGAAAAGUGCAGGAUGGAGCUGGGUUGAGGUAGACAAGAGGGUUCACGUUUUUUCGGUGGCUGAUGCUUCACACCCUCGAUCUCGAGAUAUCUGUGUUGAAUUGGAAAGGCUCAACUUGGAAAUGAAAGAGGUUGGGUAUACGCCCCAACAAAGAUUCGAGUUAGAAAGUGUUGAUGAUGAACAAUUCUGAUUGGACAGAGGAUUAAAAUUUGAGCAUUGGAUAGGCAAGAUAAAGGAAACUUGAUCUCUGAAACUGACAGGAGAGCAGAUUGGAUCAAGCUCUUAGGUAAAGAGUUAGGACUUCUAAGAUAUUUGUGUAGCACAAUGUAUACCAACUAUAGGGAUCUGCAGCUGAAGUGUUUGGUUUAGCAUGGGAAGAUUUUUGUUCUCUGAUUGACUUUCACUAUCAAGGUAACAUAUGUUCUUUGGGACUAUUUUUUGGAUAUAAUUUACUUGGCUGAAUGUCUGAUCAACAUUUAUUCUUUGUUUUCCAUUUCUAAGCUUAUUGGUUGGUUCCUUGAGAUGUUGAAUGGUACUGGGUUUUUGUUAAAAGAUUCAGUUAUGUAAUAAACAGGUCUGACAGUUUAUGAAAAGAUAGUACACAAUGCU
Vitis vinifera (wine grape) is the source of this 2612-nucleotide messenger RNA. RefSeq names its product pentatricopeptide repeat-containing protein At3g12770. The record is from RefSeq and is a predicted model, not a curated record. The transcript has a single exon. Gene Ontology annotation, biological process: RNA modification. Gene Ontology annotation, molecular function: RNA binding; protein binding. NCBI's taxonomy places the organism in Eukaryota, Viridiplantae, Streptophyta, Magnoliopsida, Vitales, Vitaceae. The coding region runs from base 385 to 2193 and encodes 602 amino acids.